AAACAACACGUACGUGUGUGUAGUAAGGUGACCCUAGCUCGUGCUGUUGUGUAAUUCCACACAUGGAUACAGAGCUAGUGUAUGGACAUUGUACUGGUCUCUGGUUUGUGAGGUAGGAUCUAACCAUUAGACUGACCAUGUUGUACAUCGUGGACGUGGUGAUUGGGCUAAUCUAUCUGUAUUUCGCCUUUCUGUUGACCUAUGUGAACUGUCACUUUCGAUCAAUAGUUGACAGGGUACGGAGCAUGGUUAGAUGUAGGAAGUACAGGACCACAUGCAAGGACUGUAUCAUUAUAUUUUCCCGUUACCCCCGGGCAGGAACUACAAAAACGAGGCUCAUCCCCACCCUCGGACAGGAUGGUGCAGCGUACUGUCAACUUCUUAUGACUGAGCACAUACUGGACACAGUGUCCGACCUUGUGUCACACAACACAAUGCCCGGGGGUUUUGAGGUUGAGGUGCAGUACAAGGACGGGUCACCAGCCGAGAUGGAGUAUUGGCUCGGGAGACGAAGACAACACACCCCUGGGCUCGUGUGGGCGGAACAGGCUGAUGGAGAUCUAGGAAACAAGAUGAGAACAGCUGUUCUAAGAAAAUUCGCACAGGGCAAAGACAAUGUUGUUAUCAUCGGAGGAGAUAUUCCGGGGAUCACACAGAAUGAAUUACUCGAGGCUUUCGCCAAACUGCGAGGGAAAACAGACAUGGUAUUAGGACAAGCGGAAGAUGGCGGUUACUACCUGGUGGGAUUUCAUAAAACAGCCAGCAAAUAUAUGGCGAAUGUAUUCGAGGACAUUGAAUGGGGUACCAGUAGUGUGUUUCAACAACAGACCAAAAAAGCCAAGUUGUGUGGCGCGAGCCUCGGGAUUCUGUCCACGGUCCUGAGUGACGUAGAUACGGAAAUGGAACUUCCCGAGUUUGAAAAAGAGGUUGGGGUCCGGAGGUCGGAGGUUAUUGAGGACUCGUGGAGUGUCGUCAUACCUGUUCUAAACGAGGCAAAUGGGAUCGGGAAGACUCUUGAAUCAGUUGUACAGAAUUGCAGUGACGUCAACAAUAUUAAAGAAGUUGUCGUUUGUGACGGAGGAAGCACUGACAACACCCGUGAUGUCGUCAGAGAAUUUGGACGGACGUCCCCUGUGAUCAUCAGACUCAUUCACAGCCCGCCAGGUCGAGGAUUCCAACUAAGAUCUGGAGCAUACGAGGCCCGAAGUGAAUAUAUAAUGUUUAUACACGGAGACAGCAUCCUGCCACAGAACUAUAACAAGGCUGCCUACCGUUGCCUCCAGCGGCCAGGAGUGGUGGCGGGAGCGUUCCAAUUCGCUACGGAUUUAGUUCAUAAUCAAGAUUAUUUACCUCAAGAAAGAGCCAUGAGAACAAAACUAUACUGGUUGGAAAAAUUCGUGGAGUGGCGUUGUGGAAAUCCUGCCGAACUUCCUUUCGGAGACCAGGGUUUAUUCAUGCGCCGUGAAAUGUACAAUAAAGUAGGAGGGUAUCCGAAAGUCUACCUCAUGGAGGACGUUAUAUUGGAUGGUUCUUUGAAAGUCUUUGGCCAUAUUGGAAAGGCGGAAUGUGGACCGCUUAUUACGUCAUCCAGACGAUGGAUAAAAUGGGGAUUUAUCAGAAUAACAGCAACAAACCAUUUCAUUAUUACGUGUUAUAAGUAUGGAAUUCAUCCGGAUACGCUUGCAAAAUGGUACUACGGAGACAAGCUAAAGAAACAAUGAUGUUCGUCAAUUCAAUUGUAUAAGUUAAUUCCAGGGCAUCCUAAAUCCAGAUAUUGUACGUCAGUAUAAGCCCAAAUCACAGUGAGGUUCACCUGGACAACCCCAAAAUGCAAUGAUAUUCACCAGAACGAGCCCAAGACACACUGAUGUUCGUAACGACCAACCCAAAACACAAUGAUAUUCGUCAGGACAUCCCAAAUCAUCCACCAGGACAAAAAGGAAGAACUAAGCACAAACAUGCUGUAAACGUCAUUGAAAACACGCGACUCUCUAACAAUCUCAAAACACAAACAUUGCUGUUUCACAUAUCAAUGGAAGCGUAGGGACAGUCUCAAAACAAAAACAUGGUUGUUUCACAUGUCAAUGGAAGAUGAGGAACAGUCUCAAAACAUGAACUUUUCUAUUAUAUCAGUGAACACUUAUGAUAUGCUAAGUACUUAAUGAGUGGUGUUCUCUGAGUGCCAUUAUUUCUUUAAAAAUAAUAGGGUUGGGUUGUUUUAGGAAUUAAUUCUAAGACAGUUAUAGACUGUUUCAUAUAAGCUGCCCUUUUCAUACCUGAAUUUUUACCCGAGAUUUCUUGUGUUUCUCACAACCUAUCUUCAUAUAUUGAGCUAUUAAACUAAUUAUAUGAAUUUUAUUGGAUGGAAAAUAAUAAUAAAACAGAUAUACCUGAAAUAAAACUAUCCAUGACAAGUGGUAUCUAUAUAUCUACUUGACAUCACUAUGUGUCAUGUUAAAUCCUGUGUCUAGUUCUAUACAUAGUUAAUUCUUCGAAAUGUUUUGAACUGUAAGACAUACAAAAAUGUAGUUUUCGGGUACCCUGAUUAUGUUUCAGCCCUGAGUACAGUUUGUAUUGUUUUGAAGUUUCGUUCACACCUAACUCAGCUUGUGAGUAUUUUGUAUAAACAUGUACGAUAUGAAAAUAGCAAAUGCAUAUAGCUAAAACUAAAUUUUACACCGCCAUGUGUACCUCCAGGUUGAGGCCGAUUGUAUCUCAAAGUAACAUCAUUAUUAUUGUCAUUCUAAACUAGGAAUUUACCGCUGAUAGUUAUCAUUCUAUUAUCAUUACUGUUAUUAUUCUUAAAUUUGAUCUAUUCACUUCCUGAAAACCAAAAACAACUUACUAUGAUUACAUUAUUCGGCUUUGAUAAGAACUACCUUAAAUUACGAUGCUAUUUAUAAUCAAACCAUUGUAUAUCAAUCUGUAUCAGGACUGAGUUGAUUACCCUCACCUUAAAUAUGUAUAUAUUCAUGCUUUCUGUUAAUUUACCUUUCCUUUCUAUUUCCCUUUCUAUAUCAAUAUUCCUGAACUUAUCGACUUUCUUUCCUAAACUUUGUUCCAGUGUUUCCCUUAUUACUUUCUUUGCAUCCAAACUCACUUUCUUCUCUCUCGAACCCCUACUAUCACCUUUCCUCACAAACUUCUACUUCCUACCAUUUAUGUUAUAUUGUUAUACGGAUGAUGUACUAGACGCCUCCAUACUGUCAGAAAUUAUUAUUUUUACCCUCCCUAAUGGGAUGUUGUAUUGAUUCUUUGAGGUGCGCUAUUGGUGCUCUUUAUUGUAGAACACAUUCUAGAUUUGUUCGUAAACGUCUUAGACUCUUGAACAACCCGUAUUCCUUUAUCAGUGUAUUCAAAAUAGCCAUAUAUUCUAGUAUUGUGUUCGCCUUCUUAUGUUUUUACAAGCGUGAAAUAAAAAAAAAACAAUGUAGUUAUAA
This is a messenger RNA of Ylistrum balloti, 3440 nucleotides long. RefSeq lists its product as uncharacterized. The record is from RefSeq and is a predicted model, not a curated record. The transcript has 11 exons. The coding region runs from base 138 to 1721 and encodes 527 amino acids. Lineage: Eukaryota; Metazoa; Mollusca; Bivalvia; Pectinida; Pectinidae.